UGAAAAUCGAUCGUAUUUUAGUUAACCAAUGAUUUUAAAAAACGAAACAGGAUUUGUUAGCACAAUGGAAAGUUAUUUGUGGUAACAUGAAAUGAUUUAUGAAAUAUCUUUUUCUCUAGAAGUAAAGUACAAUUUUCAGCUUAUUUCUAUGAUUCACAUAUUGAAAUAGGAUUAUGUUUAUUCUAAACCGUUACUGGCUUAAUGUACUUUAUAUCUGAUAUCAGAAUUACUUCUCUAAAUGUCAAGUUCGAAAGUUAUUGUUAUAGAGAGACCUGAAAACUCAAAAAGCUUUACCCAUGAUGAGAUCAGCAAUACAUGUGGCAUGGUGAAAGCAGAAAUCAUACUUUCUAGAUUACGUAAAGCCAAAGAAUUAUCAUCAGAUUCUUAUCUAAUCAUUGUUGAUAUGAGAGAGACGAGACUUUACCAAUCUGGUCACAUACUUACUGCUCGUUCAGCAAACUGUUACACAAAAACUAUGGCCAAACGAGCUAUCCAGUCAUGGGAUAUUUGGUAUACAGAAACACAUGGAUGCCCUGCACCUUAUACGGAAUCUCCAGUGUCAUUUAUUUCACAAAUAUCACUGGUUAAACCUGCCAUUGUGGUUUAUGAUCAACGUAGUAAUUUUGCGUCCAUUUCAACACUUAAAGAUAAAAAAGUUCGAGCUGAAUUGCAUUUUAUUUCUGCUCUACUAGCUCGAGGAAAUCGAGUUUACAUGAUUGAUGGAGGUUUCGAAGCAUUUCGAAGUCUUCAAGAUUCUCAUGACUUCAUUGAUCGAAAUAUACCACUUUUUAUUAAUUAUAUAAAUACUGAUGAUAGUUCUUGUUCCGAUGCUGCAUCACCUUCAUUAAGUGAUAAUUCUGAAGCUUCAUCAAUUGUAUCACGUGUAUUCAAUGAUAAAGUAAUUUCUAUGAAUGGUAAUAAUAAUAUUAAUAGUAUAAAUACUAACCAUAAGUUACUUUUAGAUGAUAUUUCUUGUUAUAAAUUAGAUAAUUUUGAAUCCAACGAUACAGAAAAACUUAUUUCUUGUUUAAAAGAUUGUUCCCGUGAUGAAACAUUAGUUGUACGAAUUAAACAAACACCAUUAAGAGUAAAUGAAAUACAACAAAAUAAUGAUGAUGUAUUAAGUGCAAGUAUAUCACAAAUUUUACCAUUUCUAUAUUUAGGUAAUGCACGUGACUCGCAAGACGUUGAUCUGAUAAGACAAUUAAAUGUAACACAUAUAAUUAAUGUGACAGAUACAUUGCCUAUGCCAUUCAGAAAAUUAAAUCGGAUACAAUAUUUGCAUAUACCUGCUACAGAUACUACAAAACAAAAUCUACUCCCAUCUUUCGAUCGAGCUGUACAAUUCAUAGAAAAAGCAAGAAAACAUAAUGGUAUCGUUUUAGUUCAUUGUUUAGCCGGUGUUUCACGAUCAGUUGCAGUUGUCAUGGCCUAUCUUCUAUACAAUAAUCGUGGAUUAAAUGUUUACAAAGCAUUAGAAUUUGUACAAGCACGUCGUUCUGUUGCUGGGCCAAAUUUACAUUUUAUGGGACAACUUCAAGCUUAUUAUCAUGAUUUACAUAGUCGUAAAUCAAAUAUUUUCUCUGAUAAAUUAAAUAUGAAAUCUAAAGAUAAAUUAACAAAACGUAAUAGUGCAGAAAAUUUAACUGGCAAAUCGAAAAGAAACAAUCUACCUCGUAGUGUAAGUUUAUCAUCUAACUGGAUUCAAUCACAAUCACGUUCCUCUUCUGUACUAUGUAAAGUUUCUAGUUCAAGUAAUACUACUACUCCAGGGUAUGUUACUUCAAAAUUAUCUAUUUAUGAUUUGGGUAAUAUUAAAAUUAACAGUAAAAUAUCUAUGAAUUCAACAUGGUCUGUAAGUACAACAUGUACAAAUCAUCAACGUUCACUUGUUCGUAAAUGUUCACAUGAAUCAAAAACAACUUCAAUGAUACCAAUCAAAACUAAAAAGUAAUUAUAUAUAUAUAUAUAUAUAUAUAUAUAUAUAUAUAUAUUCUUCUAAAAUUCAUCAUGUAAUAUAGACAAAUGAUUUUUGCACAUGGAAUAUAACUUUUCUUGUAAUCCUUAAGUUGAAACAGAUUUUCUUAUUGAAUUGUACUAAAUAACACCUUUUCCUUGGUUGUCUACUAUGUUCAUUAUGUUCACCAUCACCAGUUUGUUUUGUCUUGUUUUCUUCUUCUUCUUCUUUUCACUAAACACUGUAAGCAAUAAUGUGAUUAUGUAAUUAUUAAUUUUUUUUUAUGUAUUCACAAAUGGAAUGCAACAAAUUUUCGUAUCAUUUUGUGGAUACUAUUAUUUUUGUAUUAAAUAUUUUACAAAAAAAAAUUUCACUUCUACUGUAUAAAUACUACUUAUUCAAAUCUCUUUAAUUUACUCUUUAUUUAAAGUUAAAUAAUUUUUUUUUUAAUAUUUAACUUUACAAAUUUAAUUCAUUUUGUAAAAGAUUUUUUUUGUUAUUUAUUUUGAAAAAAAAGUUUUUUUUUAAAUUUUAAUGUAACAAUAAUGACAAAAUGAAUAAAUAGUAUUUUUUUUUGUUAUUUUAUUAUCUCCCUGAAGACGUCCAGUCAAGUUGGCCGGACGAAACGUUGGAAUAAUUUAAAUUUCAAUCGCUGAGACUAUUUCAAAUAUAAUUUUUUCACA
Molecule: messenger RNA, 2640 nt
Organism: Schistosoma rodhaini
Lineage: Eukaryota; Metazoa; Platyhelminthes; Trematoda; Strigeidida; Schistosomatidae
Source: the annotation of a GenBank genome assembly